Onychomys torridus (southern grasshopper mouse) is the source of this 6545-nucleotide messenger RNA. It is a transcript of the gene Tbc1d19, whose product is annotated as TBC1 domain family member 19. The transcript is spliced from 21 exons. The record is from RefSeq and is a predicted model, not a curated record. NCBI's taxonomy places the organism in Eukaryota, Metazoa, Chordata, Mammalia, Rodentia, Cricetidae. The coding region runs from base 133 to 1713 and encodes 526 amino acids.
CAACGCCCGCUGGAGGAGUCCCAGCGUAAAAAAGGUCCGGGAGAAGUGUCAGCGGCCGGGAGUGGGACUCUGCAGCGCAUUCUUUCCGUGCCAGCGGCUGUCCCCGCGGCUGGGCGGGCUAGGGCAGGGGAAAUGUUGCAGGAGGAGUCCGACCUGUCUCUUAUCAUUGCCCAGAUAGUCCAGAAACUCAAGGGCUCCAAUUUGUACGCUCAGCUGGAACGGCAGGCCUGGGCCUGCCUUCAGAGACCCGAGAUCAGACUUGAGUCACUCAAAGAAGAUAUUAAGGAAUUCUUUAAAAUAUCAGGUUGGGAGAAGAAACUUCAGAAUGCUGUUUAUAGUGAACUGAAUGUGUAUCCUUUGCCCAGUCAUCCUUCCGCACCUCCUGAGCAUCUCAAAGAGCCUUUGGUGUACAUGAGGAAAGCACAGGGAAGUUGGGAAAAAAGAAUCUUGAAGAGUUUAAAUAGUAUGUGCACUGAACUGAGUAUCCCAUUGGCACGAAAGAGACCAGUUGGAGAACAGAAAGAACUUCUCAAUAAAUGGAAUGAAAUGGGAACCGAUGAGCCAGAUUUAAGCCUUUUUCGACCUGUUUAUGCACCUAAGGACUUUCUUGAGGUAUUAAUUAAUCUCCGCAACCCAAAUUAUGAAAAUGGUGACUCUCUUAGUUUUAGGAGUCAUUUGGGUUUAAUCCAAGUUCCUCUGAAAGUAAAAGACAUCCCUGAAUUGAAAGAAUGCUUUGUAGAACUUGGCUUAAAUACAGGCCAACUGGGUAUAGAUGAUUCUACACAAGUGCCUCCUGAACUUUUUGAAAAUGAGCAUGUGCGUAUUGGGCAAAAAGUUCUAGGGCAGCAGGACAGUGCUGCUGCCCAGCAGUACAUCCGACAAGGAAGUCCCACGGCACUGAGAGCUGAACUCUGGGCGCUCAUUUUGAAUAUCUCCAGUCAACCCGAGGACAUCCUGUAUUAUGAGCAACUUAAGACCAACGUGAUACAGCAUGACCUUUUGGUGGACAGUCUAAUUUAUAAAGAUGUGAAGCUGACAGCAAGCAACGAUGAUUACUAUUUUGUAUUUGAAGAUUAUUUAUAUCAGGUGUUACUUUGUUUUUCACGGGAUACGUCUGUACUGGGCCACUUUGCAUACAACAGUGCUUCGCCGCCGAAGUCAUACAUCAGAGGAAAGCUAGGAUUAGAAGAAUAUGCUGUCUUUUAUCCACCAAACGGUGUAAUCCCUUUCCACGGAUUUUCCAUGUAUGUUGCUCCACUGUGUUUUCUGUAUCAUGAACCUUACAAAUUGUAUCAGAUAUUCCGGGAGAUGUACGUCCGCUUUUUCUUCCGACUCCACUCCAUUUCCUCACACCCUUCUGGUAUUGUAUCACUGUGUUUGCUGUUUGAGACCCUUCUUCAAACGUACCUUCCCCAACUCUUUUAUCAUCUUCGAGAAAUCGGCGCUCAACCACUUCGUAUAUCAUUUAAAUGGAUGGUUCGAGCUUUUUCUGGAUACUUAGCUACAGAUCAACUCUUGCUUUUGUGGGAUAGAAUCCUAGGAUACAACUCUCUGGAAAUUCUUGCUGUGCUGGCCGCUGCCGUGUUUGCCUUCCGAGCAGUGAACCUGAUGGAGGUGACAUCACUGGCUGCAGCUGAAGCAGUUCUGGCCGACCUUUCUACUUUAAAAGUUAUGCCUCUUCUUCAGAUUUUUCUGUUUGCCACUGUCACCUGAUCUUGGAGGUCACUGAGAACACAUCUAGUUUUUCAUUAGGAACUAAUCAUGAACUAUGCAAACUCUGCAUACAACCAAAAUUAAACUCUGCACACAAGCCAAUAAAGAUCAUGUUCCCUCCUCAGUUAAUGCUAAGAAGUUGUUCACUUCUGAGACAAUAGUCCUCCACACCAAAUACUGCAUUUGCAUGCUGAUGAUUGUCAAGAGAGAAGCAAUAGACACCUCUUCUGCUGAACCGAGCAUCCUACAUGCACAGAUUGCUAACUUGUAACAGGCACGCACCAUAUAUGCAAUAAGAACUCAAGGCACUGUAAUAAACUUCAAGAGGUAACACAGCUUCUUGUCGGUUUGUAAACCUCUCCCCAGAUCAUAGUUCUGUUUUACAAAUUGCUCCCCACUAAAGCCAAUGAUGGGAUAGGACAUGAAAAGGCUUGGAAAUAUAAUGCAUUUCCAUGGCAAUUCAAAUGUGCUUCGUUACUUUUUUUUAUCAACUUUUAUGAUGGAUUUUCAGAUCCCUUCCAUUUUAUUUCUCCAUUAAACAACUCUAUUUGAAAAAUUUAUACAGCUAUCUCCAUCCCAUAAUUUUUUGUUGUUGUUUUUUUGAGAAAGUGUUAUAUAGCCCAAGCUCUCCUCAGAUUCACUGUGUAGCAGAGGAUGACUGAGUUCCAUCCAGAUCCUCCUGUCUCCAUCUGCCAAGUGCUGGGAUUACAGGUGUGUUCCACUCCACCUGCCUCCAUCGUGUAAUAGUUUAUCCUUCACUCUGGAAGUAAGAAAUGUAUAGAGGGCUCCCUUGCAUCCCCGAAACCUUCUGUCUUUUACGUAGAAGCCUUGACACUGCUGAGGCAUGGUGCCAGAGUCUGUUUCCUUGGGAGAAUCCAAGGAGGAUGAAAUCAAAACCACAGUGGCUUUGCUGAAGCUCGGUCCUUCCAGAUUGACUUCUGGAGCAGAACAGCUCAGAGGCACCACCAGUAUUCAUCCAUUCUAGAACUGAAGCCAUUAUUCCAGGCAUCGGGUCUUAUUUUAGUGUUUAUUAUGAGCAAAAGGUUUUGAUUUAUAUUACUUUAGUGACAUACCAUUUGAGUAUAUGGAAUAAUAGGAUGUGAAAAAAACCAUUGUCUUCCAAUUUUAGAUGAAAAUUGAAGAUGCUGAUCACUCUAAUAAAGCUCAAAUAAAUCAAUAGAUGGAUACUCUCCUUAUCUGAAUUUCAUUAAGUCUCAUCCAAAUGUAUCUUGCAAAAUUGUUAUUCUCCCCGCAUAUAUUAGGAAAAGUAUGAAAUUCAACAUAAUACUUCAAGUGUGGUAAAAUUAAGUAUGAGGGAUUUACUGAAAAAUCUAAAUUCUCUUCUUCAUCAGGUACCUGCUGACUUCCUAAAGACUAAACAGUUUAUUCUGUGAUUGAUUCCUAAUAAACCCCCAUGUUAUUGUUGUUGAAAGUGACACAUUCAUGUCAUAUGCCUUGCCAUUGUGCAUGUCCAGAUGCACCUCCAUGGAGGGGACAAGCACGAUUUCAGAGCUAGUGUCCCCUCCCUUUGCCACAGUGGCAAAAAUGUUAGGGAGCAGUUGUGUUUUAGAUGAAUUAGUAGAUGUGUACUGACAUGACCAUCUUUAAAUUUUUUAAAGAAAAAUAUAAACUUAUUAGUUUGUCUGAUACACUGGAUUAGAGACUUCUGCCCUGAAUACAUGUUCCUAAAUAAUUAGAUCUCUAUUAUUAGCAAUUGAUAUGGAAAUCAGACAGACAGUAACAAAUGAUUAUUUCUGCUGUGUUUGCCUUACAAGAUUGUAAAGGACCACAUGAGAGAAUAUAUCUGAAAGUGAUUUUUUUUUAUGUGAAACACCAAUUAAAUAUGGUAUUAUUAAUUUUUAUGUGACAGCCUAAGGUCAACUGCUGGAAGGUGACAUAUGAAGAAUGCCCGGCUUCAUUGGCACGAGUUCUUUAUUUUGUGACACCUUGAGAUUAUGUCUCUGGAGAAAUGAAUCAUUACAUGACAGAUGCUUUCAAUCAGUGCAGUUAGCUCUAGCCAGUAGCUCUGAAUCUUAAUCCCAAACCAAAGCUGGUAGGCAACUUCCCGCUUUGCCAUGACGGCAAGCCCCUGGCAGGCUGCUCUUAGCUGCUGGUUAUGCUGCUGGCUAAGCACUGUAGAGAGAGCAAUCAGGUCGUCUUCCCACUGCAUCCCUACCUGCCUCUCUUCAUACUGCCUCACUUGGCUUCCUUCUGCGGGCAUUCUCCUGUGCCAUCUCUGAUCAAACCACUGACACCCCCUUCCCUCCUGCUUGGUCAGUGACCACAGGGGUCUGAGAGACUAGUGUGUGGUGCUAAUGGUCAUGGGCACAUAGUGAAGCAGCCUCACAGGAAGUUGUGUUUGGUUCUUUUGAACUCAGUCCACAAACAUGCACCAUGGCUUUGUGUCUGGAAGAGCCUGUCUGAGCAUCUUUGGAUCCGGAUGCUUUGAUACUGCAGUUUCCUGGCUAACUGAAAUUUCCAUCUUGGCUUAACUGCCUAGUGUGUCUUGCUCAACCUGGACUCUUCUCCCACUCCACAGGGAGAAAAGAGACCAAUAAACUUGUACCUUCUCUACCCUCUAGUUCAAAGCUUAGCUUGAUCCCCAUACUUAAUUCUUCCUUCUUGUCUAAAGAAGUCUCUCAUCUGUUUCUGUAGUUCUCUGAAUGCUGAUCAGUUUGAGUUAUUUCUGUGCUUACAAAGUUUGUCUCCUUGUCGCUUAAAAGAUGAAGCCCCCACUCCUUCGUAGAGCAGGCAUAAUUCUUCAUAGCCUGGCCUUUCCAUUUCCUUGUGAUGAUCCAUUCCCGUGCACAACCUCGGCAAAAUGCAGGAUGAUCUUCGGCCAGGUCUGGCUGUUCCGUUCAUUUUAUCUCUGUAAAGGGAACCCAUGUAUUCAAGGUCCCACUCAGAAAAGGCUCUUCUGUUGCCAAGAUAUGCUGGAGCCUACACAUUAGAAUUAUUCUGUGUCUUUGUCCAUCCAUUCAUGUGGUGCUUGUCAUAGUGGGUAUUCUUAAGGCAACUGUCAUUAACUUCCUAGCUGUCCAAGUCACAAGAAGAGAUUGUCCACAUGUUUUUGCAUUUCCUUAGUUGUUCCAAAAUUGUUGGGGUACAAUUUUCUUCAACACAAAUACCUGGUCUCUCUUCUUCCACAAAGGCUCUGAGUUCUCCUUGCGGUUGUCUCUUUCUUCCCUGUGUGCUUCAGGUGACACUGAGUCCUACCCCAGGUUCUCUAGGUUGGCCCAACAGCUAAAUGUGCCAUCAUGGGAUCAACUCAAAGUCUAUGACCAGUGAAAGCCAGUGGCACUUGGUUAGAAGACUGUGAUCGAACCUUCAGGGAAACUGAAUAUGAAAAAGAAAGAGUAUGAUCCAGACCUGGUGUCCUGGUGUCCUAUGGAUAAAGAGAAAAGCUGCUCUUGGUCCUUGUGGGUCUUCAGAACACAUCCCAGUAGGCUUCCGCUGGACCCUUUUGUCCAUAAGCCAAAGGAUUUUCUUUGCAAUAGAAAGGAUCCUAACAUCUAUGGUUAUUUUCCUUUCAGGUUUGAGAUGCAGUAAGUGAGGAAACCCCAUCUACACACUGUUCAAACUGGUUUAGAAUUUUUUCAUUGUUCCAAUUUUUUUUUUUUUUGUAUAGAAUUUCUAAACUUCCCUCGGUCAAGGCAAAAAACUGUGGCCUUACAAGGAUAAAGCCUAUGUUCCGUGCCUACUUGAUAUGCCUAACAAGGGUCUUUGACCUUUGGCCUUUUAACAUAUAGCUCCCUCACUUGGAAUGCUUUUUCUUCUCUUCUUACCUAACUAUAACUUGUACCUCAGAACCUACCUCAGGUGCUGCAUCAUCAGGAAGACUGCUCCCACACCCUAAGUCAGUCCAGGCCAUGCCAGUCUUAGCUUGUCUUGCUUUUAAAACUGCUACAGGGUGACUCCUUGAGGGCAGAAAUGGUCUCAUUUUAGCUUUACAUUUCUAGAGCCCAGCAUAGCCCUUGCCCCAUUAUAAGCGUAAUGAGUGUUUACGAGUGAAUAAGUGAGCCAUCUGAUUCCGUACUCAUUUUACUUGUGGUGGAGAACAUUGUUCAGAGCGAUGACAUGUCCAGUAUCAUUUGGCCGUUUCACCUUUAGUUACCUACAGAGGAAGUUUCAAUGGGAAUAAUAUCUUUAGAAGAAAAAGAUUACUGCCUCAUUUUUUCAUUUAAGUAUGUGUACAUUAAAGCUGUACAUACAUAAAGUAGAAUUCACUUUAAGUGUAUGUACAAAUGACAUGUAUAAAUAAAUGUACCUGUAACACCACUUUCAACAAUUCUGGUAGCAGAAUAUUUACAUCACCCAAAAGAGUUCCCUUUGUGCCCUUCCUAUUCAGUCCCCCACACACUCACUUCAAACAUAGAACUGUGGCUAGCCCUAAAGAUUAGGGUUUCUUCUCUAGAGGCUCCACAUCUGUCCUCUUGUGUCUGCCUUGCUUUACUUGGCAGAAUGUGCUGAGAUCCGCACUGUGGGAUUGGCAGUUCACUGUUGGUUAUUGCCAAAUACACAUCUUCAUAUGGACGUGCAUCUUCCAUUCCCUGAGGCAGCUGCCUAGCAGUAUAAUUUCUAGGUCACAUGUAAGCACUUGUUGACUUUUCUAAGAUGUCUCCAGGUUCUGUUGUGAAGGGAUUCCACCAUUUACAUUCCCACCAACAACCCAAGUCGCUCUAAGUCCUGCUUGUUGUUAAUAGGUGGCCAUGCUUUUCCUGUUAUCUCCUUAGUUAGCUAUAACAGCAUCUUAUUGUGCUUAGUUGCUGUUUAUACAUAAAGUGUUAUUUUAUACUCAGAUAUUUCUUUCAUUUAUUUAUUUAUUUAUUUAU